This is a messenger RNA of Protopolystoma xenopodis, 1095 nucleotides long. Lineage: Eukaryota; Metazoa; Platyhelminthes; Monogenea; Polystomatidea; Polystomatidae. The record is from the annotation of a GenBank genome assembly.
AUGAUUUGUCGACUUUUGACAUUCCAACUUUUCUCUUACUCCCCCCCCAUCGUGUGCUAUCCGUUUGUCUCCAGGUUCCCCUAUUACCGUGAGAAUAAACAGGGCUGGCAGAACUCGAUUCGGCACAAUCUUAGUCUGAACGACUGCUUCGUUAAGGUUCCUCGGGACGACAAGAAGCCCGGCAAAGGGGCCUAUUGGACUCUGCAUCCGGGCGCACACAGCAUGUUUGACAACGGCUCGUUUCUGCGCCGGAAACGCCGCUUCAAGUCGGACCCGCAUACCGCGGCCGGACCGACCACGACUCCGCUCUACUUCGCCUCGGGUCGCACGAGUCCGUCGAGUGCCUCGGUGGCUGCGGGCUCCGGUUCGGCGGCUUUCAAGUCGGCCGACUCGAGUCCCAACUCGUUCGGCCCAAUUUGCUCGGCCGCCUCCGUCGACGCCAACGCGAUGGCGGCUGCGGCCGCGGCGGCCGCAGCUGCUGCAGCCUACGCGGCUGCAGCUGUUCUGGGGGCUGGUCUCCCGACGCCUCGGUGCUCCAACCUUCUCUCGGCCCGGAUGGAGAGGGAGAAACGCACCAGUCCGGAGCCGAGCCGGGCCGAGUUGGCGCCGGGACUCGUGAAACCGGAGCCCGAAAGCCGAGCCGCCCAAGCCGGUGACGGACGUCGACCAGAGACGCCACCAACGCCGACGGCCGAAAGGCGGUCUCUCUUCAGCCGGACCGGCGCCGAUCGCUCGGAGGCCCAAUCGGCGGCCAAAGUGAAACGAGCCCGCACCGCGGAGCCGGUCACCGUCUUGGAGAAUCAAGCUCCGAGUCCGGCUCUGGGGCAAGGAAUGCUGCAACUGCCGCUGCUCCCGCGGCUCGCGGAGGCCGCGUCGCGACUCGACGCCGAGCUCAGUCUGACCUGCGACGACCAGACGGCGAGUUGGGCGCGUGGCCUCUUCACUCCCCUCGAGCCCAGAGAGCCUUCGGGGAUGGUCAACGGCUACCACCCACUGGCCAGCCUCCAUCGGCAGGUGCAAGCCGCGGACGCCAUCGGAGGCAUGAUUGGUCUUCGUGCCACGCCUGACCUCGACACGAAACAUGUGAGCCUUUAA